CUGGAAAAUAUUUAUCUGAGAGAGUGAACAUUUUUCAGAAAUAAAUUGAAUUCUUUGGCAUAUGAAACAGAUAUUCGAUAUGUGAUCAGAUUUGUUAAAAACAGGGUACAAAAAGGUCCAGCAAAGCUCAUGAUCUCAUCUUCGUUUUCAACUAAUCCGAUCGGAUCCACUCGAGGUAGUUCUCACAGCAGCUGUCAAACUUUCUUACGACAUCACUAGAACCUGCAGAAGACUGUCACACUGAACACAAUCUCCUUAAGGUGUUGCAUUUUGGAUCGAAACUUUCCCCCCCGACAGAGUGGAGAAGCGGUUUUAGAAAAUGGAGCUAAGUCCCCCAGAAACAACUACAGCCCUGUCGUUGGCGACCAUCGUCCCUAGCGUUCUGCUGAUGGGCGCGGCCACUGCGGCGGCCAGCGUCUUGUGGCUCUUCAAAGACCAGCCAGAUAAUCUGCCCCCAGGACCGCCAGUCUACUUGCCAGGACUGGGCAAUCUGCUCAAGCUGGCUGGUGACCCGGUCCAGGCUCUGUGGGAUCUCCGAGAACGCUACGGUGACGUGUUCCGGCUCUACCUGGGCUCCCAGCUCGUUGUCGUCCUCAACGGAUAUGACGUCGUCAAGGAGGUUCUCAUCACUCGUGGCUCCGAGUUCUCCUUCAGACCGGACUCCUUCCUGAAGGAAAAGAUUGCUGAGGAUAAGGGAAUCUUGAACACUAACGGCCCUGAGUGGCACGAGCAGAAGAUCAACGUUCUGAGAACCAUGCGUGACCUUGGGAGGUCAGGCGGUCGCUUCGACCAGAACGUUGACGCAGUACUGGCGACCUUGACCUCCGCACUGAAAUCGAGGCUGGGAGCAGACGGCACGUCUGACAACAUGGAUGUGACGACGUUGAUCAGACGCUCGGUCUGCUGUGUGUCUUUUGCUACUGUGUACGGCCGGCGUCUGAGUCCGGAGGACCGGGAGAUCCAGAUCUACACAGACAAACUGAACACUUUGUUCAAUUACUUCGGCGCCCUGGCCGUGGUGAACUUCCUGCCCUGUGUCCAGCACCUGCCCGGUGACCCGGCCUGCUACCACGCCUGUCUGGACAUGGUCCAAGAGCUGGAGACACAGGUGGUCAAGCCGGAGCUGCGUAGACUCACGCAG
Messenger RNA from Aplysia californica (California sea hare), 1141 nucleotides. Its product is annotated as cytochrome P450 2D26. The record is from RefSeq and is a predicted model, not a curated record. Gene Ontology annotation, molecular function: iron ion binding; monooxygenase activity; heme binding. NCBI's taxonomy places the organism in Eukaryota, Metazoa, Mollusca, Gastropoda, Aplysiida, Aplysiidae.